Entrophospora sp. SA101 is the source of this 489-nucleotide messenger RNA. Lineage: Eukaryota; Fungi; Glomeromycota; Glomeromycetes; Entrophosporales; Entrophosporaceae. The record is from the annotation of a GenBank genome assembly.
AUGUCAGUAACUCUUCAUACAGAUCUUGGUGAUCUCAAGAUUGAAGUAUUUUGUGAAGCUGUACCAAGAGCUGCCGAAAAUUUUAUGAAAUUAUGUGCAAGCGGAUAUUACGAUAAUAAUUUAUUUCACAGAAAUAUUAAAGGGUUUAUGGUACAGACAGGAGAUCCUACAGGAACAGGAAAAGGGGGAACAUCAAUAUGGGAGAAAAAAUUUCCUGAUGAAAUUAAAUCUUCACUAAAGCAUAACACUAGAGGUAUUGUUUCUAUGGCUAACAGUGGACCUGAUACAAAUGGAUCACAAUUCUUUAUAACAUAUACUAAAUUACCACAUCUUGAUACAAAAUAUACAGUGUUUGGCAAAGUGAUUGACGGUGUGGAUACAACAUUAGAUGCUAUAGAAAAUGUUCCAGUUGAUGAAAAACAUCGACCGACUCAAGAAAUUCGAAUUAAAUCAAUCACGAUUCAUGCAAAUCCUUUGGCUGACCCUUAA